CCUCCCUUUGCGAAGAGAAGCCUUGGCUGCUGCUGCUCCGGGCCCGCCCUGCUGCUGGUGCUGGUGGUGGUGCUGGUGGUGGUGCCGGUGUUUGUGGCGUGCUUGUGUCCGAGAAGGCGAGAGAGAGGCUGCAAUGGGAGCGCAGGAGGGUGCUGCUGCCUGGUGUCCUGGUCCCGCCUUUGGCCGGCUCCUGGCCCUGCUGGCCCUGGCCCUGGCCCUCCUCAGCCAGGCAGGUUAUGCCGACGACUUAGACUUCAAUUUAGAAGACGCGCUGGAUGAUGACGUCCUUUCAACAAAGAGGCCAACUCACAAGCCCCCCAAAACCCCUUCUGGCGGAACAGGUGACUUUGACUUGCCCGACCCCUUUGACACCCCACCGGAGAGGACAACAAAACCAGCCAAGGCGACCACCGGACCUUAUCCAAGGAAACCAGACGAUGGCCGCUGGAAUGUGCUGCAUACUACCACCACCAAGCAGCCGAAAACCACCAAACCCCCUCCGAAGAAGACCCCAGCAAAAGAUCCCAUGGACUUUGACUUGUCUGAUGCCUUGGAUGACCAAAAUGAUGGAAGAGAUGGUGGGAUGCCCAAUGUAAAUCCUGGUGGCAGAGGCUCGAAAGGUAGCGAAGGAAGAGGUGGAAGACCUGGUAAGGGGUCUCGCAUGGGCUCCCAGCUGACCUUUCUCCACUCCCUUUGCAAACCUCUUGUUUUCUGUCCUCUUUCCCCUUCUAAGCAUUUGGAAAGCCACCCUGUCUGCCCAGCGUGUUGGGGUUUUCCUUCUUCCGCUGCUAAUUGCCCCCUAUUAAUCAACAUCACCCCUCCUUUCCCACUUGGUUUCUCCCUCUUUCUACGGCAUUUCCUGUAUAUUUUAGUUGGUUGCACUCCAGAGCAGGAUCCCUUCCGACUUAAACACCAUACGGUUGAGUUAAAAUAUUUUAGAGCAGUUACUUUUAUUUUAGUUGGUUGCACUCCAGAGCAGGAUCCCUUCCGACUUAAACACCAUACGCUGGCAUACAAUCAUUACAUUGGCAGGUCUUGUGAUUUGAUUGACAGCCUUUGCCGCUCUUUGUUAAUUUCAGAGGGCCUGAACGCAGAGUACGUGAAAGGAGAGAACAUGGAAGCUGUUGUGACUGAAGAACCUCAAGUGAAAUAUUCCGUCCUAGAACCACAGACUGCGGAAGCGCCUCCACCGCAAGAAAAUGCAAAAGUCUGAAUCCCGGGUUUGGGCUGGAAAGGAAGCAGGCAACGGCAAACACAAACAAAGUACACACACACACACACACACACACGUGCUUCUCACAUGCUUGUAAUUUCGCUUUUUACAAACGUUUUCAUUUGGA
This is a messenger RNA of Anolis sagrei ordinatus, 1340 nucleotides long. The record is from RefSeq and is a predicted model, not a curated record. NCBI's taxonomy places the organism in Eukaryota, Metazoa, Chordata, Lepidosauria, Squamata, Anolidae.